AUGGACAUCAGUGGUGGUGGAAAUAGUGGAAACGAAGUUGACGGUGAUGAAGAUGGAAUUCACAUUGAUAGUGAGGGACGAAGGUGGUGGUUAUGCCGCUCUCCGGAGCUCAUAAAUCUGGAGGAGAAAAUCAUAGAUCUGAAGACAAAAAUCAUAGAUCUGAAGACGAAAGUCGUAGAUCUGAAGACGAAAGUCGUAGAUUUGAAGAAGAAAAUUUGUAGAUCUAAAUAUGAAAAUCAUAGAUCUGAAGUUGAAAAUCAUAGAUCUGAAGCUAAAAAUCGUACAUCAGAAGCUGAAAUUGUAGAUCUGGAGCUAACCGGAGCUUGUGUAUCUGAUGGUGGUGGUUCACCGGUGGUAGUAGGCGUUGGCGGUUCGCCGACAGCAAGAGGCGGCAGGGGGUGGUGGCUAGUGGCAACCAGUGAUAAUGUUUGUGUGUUAUUCAAGUUUUAG
Lactuca virosa is the source of this 450-nucleotide messenger RNA. NCBI's taxonomy places the organism in Eukaryota, Viridiplantae, Streptophyta, Magnoliopsida, Asterales, Asteraceae. The record is from the annotation of a GenBank genome assembly.